Molecule: messenger RNA, 4410 nt
Organism: Dendronephthya gigantea
Lineage: Eukaryota; Metazoa; Cnidaria; Anthozoa; Malacalcyonacea; Nephtheidae
Product: protein Shroom4-like
Exons: 9
Coding region: 567-3908 (1113 amino acids)
Biological process (GO): actin filament organization
Cellular component (GO): apical junction complex; apical plasma membrane; adherens junction
Molecular function (GO): actin filament binding
Source: RefSeq, a predicted model, not a curated record
AACGGAAACUGCUGUUAUCGCUUUAAUAUAGAUGAUCAAAUUUCGCAGACAUCACGGCAUUCUAGAUGGUUUAGGAAUGAUGAGAAUUUUCAGUGAUAACGCAAGAUUUAGGCUCAAAAACUCUGUUCUACUUGCUGCGAUUGUUUAUCGAUUACAUGCUUGUUUCGUUGAUUUUACUAGCAAUCGUUAACAACGAAAUGGGAAUGGCUAUUGUCUUAGAGAUUGUCCAAGUAUUUUAGCUAUUCUUUCGAUGCUAAUCAAGUUUUUAUGCGGCAGCUAUUUUGAGCAUGUUUGAUGACAAUUCAACACAUUCGAAGUGAUGUGUUGAAAUUUUUACGUUUGUUGACACAAGGUGAACUGGGACUCGUUAUCGUUUUGGUUUCAAGAAUAUAAUAGUGGUUGUACAAGGUGGCAAAGCAGACAGCUCUGGCAACAUUCAUGUUGGUGAUGAAAUACUUGCUGUAAAUGGGUUGGAAUUUGAGAAUGAACAACAGGCAACAAAGUAUGUUAAGGAUGCAAAGAAAGAACUAAUUCUCAAGGUUAAAAGAGGGCAGGACAAAAGAAGAAUGAAUAUCAGGCUUGCUGAUAACUAUUUUGCCAAAGCACUAGAGUCGCCACUUCAAAAGGAGGUGUACACUCACCAUAAUACUGAAAUGGUUUCGAAUAACAAGAGAUCUAGCAAAGAAUAUGAAAAAGAUCUCAGCUACAGUUUUGGAAGCAACACUGUUAAUGCAGUAAUAGAUUACCCAAGUGGUCAGUCUAGGAACUCACAAAUAAAUGUCACAAGACUAACAAGGUCUACAGCUGAUUUGUCAGAAUACACUCAACCCAAAGACAUGUUCUUUAAAGAUAAUGUAUCAAGUUCUCCUCCUUGGAAGAACCAGAAUAAUCCUCCAGGAAGUCCUGACAAAGUACAACGUGUACGAAUAGUGAGCACGAAUCUCAGUCCAGGACAUUAUAAAUAUUCUUCAGAAAAUGAUAAUUCAUCGCCCUCUGCCUCAUUUGACGAUGGUCCUAGACACUCAGAUGGUAGUCGCUCAUCUACGCCGAGUGGUUAUAACACGAGUGCACACAAAUCAUUCAACUCGAGUGCAAUGGAAGAUCUUAAUCGGACAUGGCCCUCUGUAGCCAUUUCUGAUGUCUCAUCGAAAGACUCUCAUUUGGUAUCGCCUGGAUCAGCAUUUUCUGUUUCAGCUGCAAAAUCUCAUUUUGAGCAGAUGUCUAAAACUAGGAGUGAUGAACAACGACAAGUAAUUGAUAGACCUUAUAGCUCAUCGUCAUCUUUGGCGCCAAAACCGCCAUCAAGAACAAGCUCUUUCCGCUCCCGUCUCUCUUCUUCCUCCAGUGUUUUCACAGAUUCUCCGGAAAAGACACAAACUUCCAACGGUGCCAGGCAAAACAGCUUCUCGUACGGCAGUAGUACGCAGAAUACUGUACAUACACCCACACGUAAGGCAAGCAGUGCAGAUGAUCUGGAUAAACCGCAGCCUCCUAAACGUUAUAGCCAGUCAUCAGUCUUAAGUUCCUUCCGCAGUAAUAAAAAACCUGGCCAUAUUGCCAAAGCAAGUACCCCUUCCCAUGUGUAUGAUCAAGGAGAGAAUGAUCUCUAUCAUCAUGCUAGAACACAGAGUGAGCCGUCAUCCAAGAUUAUUGCAACUCGUCUUUCUUCAAAAUCCUGGGUGAAGAACGAAGGAGAAGAUAGCAAUCAUGAAGAACGAAAUGAGCGGUUACCAAGGUCGUCAUCAUUCUCCCGCGCCCAUGUUAUUGAAACAAGUAGCGUUCAAACCGUGCGUCCUGAGACCAGGUUAUCCCGUCGUAGCGAUGAUGCCACUGUUAAGACUGUAGUGCAAAGGGACGAUACAAAAGCUCCUGUGUAUCCAGCAAAACCUGACGUGAUGUCUCGUAGUCCAGGCCAAACUGGAGUCAUUCAGGCUUUAAGAACUGGUGAAAUCGCUUCGGAUUGUGGCGACACUCGAAUGAAAACAUCUCCGAAACAAGAUGGACAGAACAAUGAUAGAUGGAAUAAACAAGGUGAUGGUAAAAAAGAUCAAUACAUGGCUGAGCAUCCUAAACCAGAUACUUACUCAUCUAAAGCCGAAGUGCAUUCAAAAUCAGAUAUUUAUAAGCCUAAGCCUAUAGUACAACCAAAAUCAAUCCUCAAACGUGAAACGUCGAAACAUGAAACAAAAAGAGAUGAACCUAAAGAGUCACCUUUGUUGAAAGAAAACUCCUUGAUGCAAAGAUUGUUACAGGAGUCUCAAGGUCAAGGUGGAUCAAGUGAACGUUCCACAGCAGCUGCCAUUGAAGAGGAAAUAAAUCAACGCACUGGUAAAGCGAGUAUAACCGUCAAGUCAAGUUUCGAAGUCCCAAAGACUGCAACUGUUGAACAGCACCGAAGGUCGGAAAUCGCGUCGAAUGAUCAAAAACUAAAACAAAACACAAAGCUUGAAGAAUUAAGGCAAGAAAGUAAAGAAAGCAAAAUGAACAGCAAACCACUGAAUCAAGAAUAUGAAAUAUCACAAAAUAUGAUUCAACAUUCAACAACGAAUGAUUCCAAAUCAAACGUAGAACACGAUUUAGAUGUAAAGACUAGAAUCAGUCAACCAAUCAAAGACCAAUCAUCAUCACCAAACCUGAUGGAUUCCGUUGAUGACAGUGUCUUCGUUGAACAUACAGUUGAGCAAGGCAGUAUGGUUGCUGGGCAACCUAUUGAAAGUAAUAUUGAUGAUAUUGAUGAUAUUAAGAAUGAAGAAAGUGAUGUUGUUACUCCAUUUUCUGAGUUGAUUGUGAAAGCAGAGAUUCAGGAAGCAGUUCUUGAAAGUUAUCCGUCACAUUUGUCUGAUAACAGUGAUAUUAUUGCAGAAAAUAACAAUCUGGAGACUACUGAGAUCCAAGCUUGCCAAAAAGUGAAGAAACGAGUUGAAACGAAGUAUGCAGACACCUUAUCCCCAACAGAUAUUCCUUUAAAAAGCAUCCACAGUCGUGAAAAUUCUGCAUCUUCUCUCCUUGAAGAAACUUUAGAAUCAGCUAAAAUUAUCGCAAGUAUUUAUUCAGUUGAAGGACCAACACGCAGUCCAGAUGGGGAAGAUUCCUUCUAUACGGCAAGUGAGAUGCGCCGUCAAUCGUUGGCGAAACGUGCUGUACGAAGUAGACCUAAACUUGAUUUGUCUACAUUCACACCACCGCGAGGUCCCGAUCAAUCAUUGACGAAGAGCGUGCCUGCUGUUCAAAAUGAAGGAGAUGAUGACAGUGCUGGAAACAGGUCCACAGGAUCACUCUCAUCUAGUGGAAGUCGUCCAGAUAGUGGAAUACUUAGCCCAAAGUUGGAGGCUCUUGAAGAGCAGAAGGAAAUCCUCAUUUCAAGUAUGAAGAAAAAAGUUGAGUUGUUACAAGAACAGGAAAGCGAAAUACAGGAAGAAAUGAAGCAAAAUGAUAAUUUGGGAAAACAAGUGGCAGAGGAAGUGAAAAGUAGCACAAGUGGAACGGAAUACUCCAAAUUUGAACUAUUUGUGGGCGAGUUAAACAACAUUAUUGGUUUACUGUUGUCAUUAACUCAACGCAUGCAUCGCUAUGAAAUAUUAUUACAGGACAUAGAUCUGGCUGAUGAAAAUGGACGCGAUAAAAGAGAUGUUUUACUUCAGAGAAUUGACGGGGUUAAAGAGCAGUAUGAAGAAGCAUGUAGACUUAAGGAAGUCAAUGAUAAACGAGGAGAAACUGUGUCAAAAAUUGUUGAAGAUUAUUGUUCUGACGAAAAGUUCGCCGAUUUUCAACAUUUUGUAGAUAUGAAGACCCAGCUAGCUCUCACUCGAGCUGAAAUACGUGAUAAAAUCAAACUUGGUGAAGAGAAAUUGAAUGCUUUAACCUCAGCGCAUAUUGACUGGUCUACACUUGAUCUUAGUAUGAAAUAGCUAACAAGUUUAUAACAGUUCUUUUUAAUUCGCGUGUGUCGUUGUGUGGCGAAAAAUUAUUCUAACUUUUAAAGUUUUUAGAUGAGAGUGUGCUGUUUAAGAAAACGUGUGUGACCUUGGGACGAUAGUUCUUAGAGUCGGCUCCUUAGUUGGGAUGAUGAGGGUUGAAACAAUGCGAACAUAUAAUUUUAUUUCAACAUGCGGGCGAAACCUGCAUCAGGAAAACUGUAAUGCUGAUUCUUCGCACUGUUCUACCCACUUUUAUGUAAAAGUAUUGAACUUCAAAGUAUAAAGUCGAUGGCCUCAGUCUGUAAAAGUAGGAUGUUUACCAAGUUGUAUAGUUUCGUAUUUACAGUGCUUUGUAGAAAUUAACCUUUUAAUUGCUAGUGACUUCUAUACUUAGGAAUGUGAUUUUUUUAAAAAAUUGGUAACUUCAUUAAUUAGUGCAUGUAUUGUAAAUUAUAAAGAAUGAGAUUUUUAUGAAUAGUAAGAUACAAAUAAG